AUGACCCAGGUUAUCGACGAGGUCAAGACUUUCCUUGCCUCAUCCCAAGAAACCUUGACUCUGCCGCCUAUGGAUCCGCACACAAGAAAGGGCGUCCAUGAGUUGGCGCACAAGCUCAACGUCAAGUCCAAGUCGAUCGGGGGCGGCGAUCAGCGUAGGCCAGUGCUGUACAGGACGAAGAAGACGUCAUAUAACGAGCAGGAAUUCGAGCAGAUUAUCGUGAGGAUAAGGAGAAUAUUCGGCCGCCAACCGCCAUCCAAGGCAGAUAGCAGGAAAAACAGGCAAAAUCAAAAGGGGCCAAAGGGAGGAAAGGGAUCAAGGCCAGUGGCUCGAGCUGGCGGCGCGUUCGACUAUCACGAAGGCGAAGUCAUCGGCGCGGCCGCGCCAGAGCUGGGAACCGAAAAUCGAGGCCGAGCCAUGAUGGAGAAGAUGGGUUGGAGUACCGGAACGCCUCUGGGCGCCAGCGACAAUCAGGGUAUCCUGCAUCCUGUGAGUCAAACGAUGAAGAAGAGCCGGGCAGGCCUCGGACAAGAGUAA
Trichoderma citrinoviride is the source of this 537-nucleotide messenger RNA. RefSeq lists its product as hypothetical. The record is from RefSeq and is a predicted model, not a curated record. The transcript has 2 exons. Bases 1 to 537 code for a protein of 178 amino acids. Lineage: Eukaryota; Fungi; Ascomycota; Sordariomycetes; Hypocreales; Hypocreaceae. Gene Ontology annotation, molecular function: nucleic acid binding.